AUGACCAAUACUUCAUACUAUUCGUACGACGUGGAAUCAGACAAAUUUGUCACGAAAAGCACAUUGGUGAGUUUUUCUUUCCGAAUGAACAUCUUUAAAUCCAAAAAGAACCAAAGAACGAGUUUCUAGGGAAAAGAUCUGUUUUAUCCUUUCAAAAGCGAUGAAAAAAAUUGAAUCGAAAGAAAGGCUGAUUCUUGAAAAAGAAGCUUAAAAACCUAUACCGCAUUUUUUUUUUUGAAAAACUGAAACAAUUUAUAUACUUUUUCAAAACGGUCUCAAAAAAUUCUUUCAAAGCUUGUCUAUAACUAAAAUAUAUUUCAGAGCAGCGCCACAGUCUAUAGUAUUUUACUAAAUUUUGUCAUAUUCGUAAUAUUAUUAAAUUGCUUUGUAAAUAUGGCUGCGAUUUUCAAGUUAUACUCUUCGGACCUCCAAACGAGGAAAAAAGUUGAAGUCAACUUGUUUCUGAUGACUUUUGUCUCGUUUAUUGUCGAAGCCUUCGCCGGUGUAACAGUGGUGAAUUUUUUUUGUUUGUUAGAGGAACCUAAAUUUUACCAUAUAGACGCGCGGAGGAAGAAUAAAAAUAUAUAGCCGAUUCACGGCUAACUUGGGACGCUGAGAAGGCGUGCCGUGUCUGCGCUCUCCACCAACGAGGAAGUAUCUCUUUUAUUACCGUGUCAGGACUCUUUUUUCGAUGGCUCAAGUCAGCCGUGAAUCAGCUAUAUACACGAAAAUAACUUUAUUCAAAAAACACCUCCUUUGAACAGACGAGGAAGUUGAAUGAGCCGUUAUCACUUUUGGUUAUCGAAAUGAGUUGAUUGGAAAUUUCAAAAACAUAGAUAUUUGACGUUCAACGGCAACACGAUGUUUAACGGAUAAGAAAAUCGAAAAAAAAAGAAAGAUAUUUAUUGAAAAAAAAGAAAAACGAAUGCUCAAAUGCUUGAUAGGUGAAUCGAGGGUAUCGCGAUACCCUCUGAGGUAUGUUGCAGGGUCUGAAGUCUCACGAUGGUACCUCGAGUAUACCUUUGAGAAAUUUGAGCAAAAUGAGAAGACUCGAGGGAGACUCUCAAGUACCUCCGAUAAGGCUCAGAUGGAGCUAAAAGGUAUGCUGGAGGUCUCACGAUGAGGUCUUCACGCUCCAUUUUGAUAAGUACCUUUGUGGACACAUUAUGGUACCCUCCCGAUUCGCCUGGGCAUUUUCAAAAAAGUUCAAAAGUCAACUUUUAAUUAAAUUAUACUUGUCGAAAUUGCGAAGUUUAGAAUAUUUUUACUCUAAAAAGAUUUUUUUAAAAAAAUAUCAUAGAAACCGAUUGAUGAUCACAAAAAAAUAAUUUUUUUAGCUUAAAAAAAUCGUUUUUCGGGAAUUUCGAAAUGAAAAAUUUACAUCUCCACCACCAUGAUUCAAAGAGAUAUAAUAAAAAACAAUUGAAGGUCCUGAAUCGCUUAAUCGCCAGUGAUUCCGAUCAGGUGUGGACGACGAUUAGGAAAAUUGUCCAAAUUUUACUUCCGUUCGCCAGCGAUUUACUCACUUUUUCUAUUCCCUACACGGUUCUGUUCUGCAGUUCAAAGGUGAGAAAAGAAUUUCGUUCAAAAAAUUAAAUUAAGACUUGAAGCUUCGUCGAAAGAUGAAGCUAUUGCCAAAGGCUUUUCGAAUCACGCCAAUAUCACCAGUUAUCACGGGAGUUACGCCGUUGGAGCGACGGAUCUGA
Caenorhabditis auriculariae is the source of this 1706-nucleotide messenger RNA. Lineage: Eukaryota; Metazoa; Nematoda; Chromadorea; Rhabditida; Rhabditidae. The record is from the annotation of a GenBank genome assembly.